AUGUUUAUCUCGUCUUUGGCUAUGCUGGCCUUGUUGCCAUCCGCGAACGCUCUUGUGAGGAAGGAUGGAGUGGGUCGAUUGCCAGCACUCGGUUGGAAUAGUUGGAACGCCUUCGGAUGCGAUGUAAACGAAGAUAAGAUCAUGACUGCUGCCAAUGAGAUGGUCAAGCUGGGGCUGAAAGAUCUUGGAUAUGAAUACGUGAAUAUCGACGACUGCUGGUCCAUGAAGACCGGCCGCAACAGCAUGACAGGUCGUCUGAUGCCUAAUAUGACCUCGUUUCCCGACGGCAUCUCGGGUGUUGCGGAUCAGGUACACGGUCUUGGUUUGAAGAUCGGCAUUUACAGCAGUGCCGGCGAGACUACCUGUGCAGGCUAUCCUGCUAGUCUUGGACAUGAAAGUCUCGAUGCCGAAACUUGGGCGGGAUGGGGAAUUGACUACCUCAAAUACGACAAUUGCGGUGUGCCAUCUAACUGGACUGAUCAGUACAAUUUCUGUGUACCUGACGGCUCGGGCAACUUCCCUAAUGGAACCUGCCCCAAUCUGUCCAAUCCAGCUCCUGCCGGCUAUGACUGGACCAGUUCCAAUACAUUCAAGCGCUACACCGCUAUGCGUAAUGCUCUGCUUGGCGAGAAAAGAACUAUCCUCUAUUCCCUAUGUGACUGGGGAGACGGGGAUGUCAACACCUGGGGUAAUGAAACGGGUAACUCGUGGCGCAUGUCUGGCGAUAUUAGCGCAUCUUGGAGCCGCAUUGCGGCGAUUACCAACGAAAACAGCUUCAAAAUGAAUUACGUUGGUUUCUGGGGUCACCCCGAUCCCGACAUGCUUGAAGUUGGUAACGGGGACGUGACCGACGCUGAAGCGCGCUCCCACUUUGCUCUGUGGGCAGCCAUGAAGGGUCCUCUGAUCAUCGGCACUGAUCUCGACACGCUGAGUCAGGCCAACCUGGCCACGAUCAAGAAUGAGUACCUCAUCAAAUUCAACCAAGAUCCGGUCGUCGGUCGAUCCGCUCACCCUUACAAAUGGGGAUAUAACCCAGACUGGACGUUUGACCCAGUUCACCCAGCCGAGUACUGGUCGGGCCCAUCGUCGAAUCUCGGGGGAACUCUUGUGUUGAUGCUCAACUCGGAGAACUCCACUGCCACUCGUACUGCGAUCUGGGAAGAGAUCCCCGAGCUCAAGGGUGGUAGUUCGUAUCAUGUAACUGACGCUUGGAGUGGAAAAGAUCUGGGUUGCGUCAAGUCGCAGUAUAGCUCGACUCUGGCGAGCCAUGACUCGGCGGUGUUGGUGGUCAAGGGCUGUUGCUAG
Messenger RNA from Penicillium cinerascens, 1305 nucleotides. Its product is annotated as glycoside hydrolase family 27 protein. The coding region runs from base 1 to 1305 and encodes 434 amino acids. The transcript has 7 exons. Gene Ontology annotation, molecular function: hydrolase activity, hydrolyzing O-glycosyl compounds. Lineage: Eukaryota; Fungi; Ascomycota; Eurotiomycetes; Eurotiales; Aspergillaceae. The record is from RefSeq and is a predicted model, not a curated record. Gene Ontology annotation, biological process: carbohydrate metabolic process.